UAAACAGCUGAAACAGCUGGCUGGUUACGUCGAUUUUAAUUACGAAAAUCUAAAGAAACUUUGUCCAAAGCGUGUUAUUGAAUUAAAAACAAACACAAAAUGUCCAACAGUCAUUUGUUUAUGAAGUCUGGCUUUCCACGUGCACCACUGCAGAAUGGACUGGGACGCUACGUCUGCCAACUGCAGCGAAUCACGCUGAAAUUCUGCAAGAACAAUGGCUCCAGCAAAGGCAUGCGGGAUUUCAUUGAGAACCAUCUGGUGGACUUUGCAAAGGAGAAUCCCGGCAUUGUGGUCUACGUGAAGCCGCGUCGCCAUCGCACGCCGGUGCUGGUUGGCGAGUAUUUGAAUGGAGAUCGUGAGUGGAUGAGCUGUCGCAACAGCACCGAGGCGGAUAUAACCAAGUGGGUAGAUCUCUUAAAAACACAAAACGGCAGCUCCAGCUCGUUGCGUCUGCGUAAAAUGUGGCACACCGAUGUGCCCUCCAUUCAGGGUCCCUGGACGCCGUUCCUGCUACGUGCGCCCGAAACCCAUGGCCAGGCAUAUCCCAGCGUGGAUGCCUCCAAGCCGCUGGAUGCGCCACAAACAGCCACCGAGAAGCUCAUUGAACUGUUUCGGCAGCAGCAACUCGAGACGGAGGAUGUGUUGAGCCAAAAGCGCGCAGAAUGAAGGAACGGGGAGGAGAGGGAACUAUUUUUUGGUAAUUGUUGCUUUUAUUUUCUUGUUGGUAAAACAAUAAUAAAUAUUUAAAAUCUAAA
This is a messenger RNA of Drosophila guanche, 755 nucleotides long. RefSeq names its product 39S ribosomal protein L43, mitochondrial (gene mRpL43). The transcript is spliced from 3 exons. Gene Ontology annotation, biological process: mitochondrial translation. Gene Ontology annotation, molecular function: structural constituent of ribosome. Gene Ontology annotation, cellular component: mitochondrial large ribosomal subunit. Bases 100 to 666 code for a protein of 188 amino acids. The record is from RefSeq and is a predicted model, not a curated record. Lineage: Eukaryota; Metazoa; Arthropoda; Insecta; Diptera; Drosophilidae.